Messenger RNA from Xyrichtys novacula (pearly razorfish), 33468 nucleotides. The record is from the annotation of a GenBank genome assembly. NCBI's taxonomy places the organism in Eukaryota, Metazoa, Chordata, Actinopteri, Labriformes, Labridae.
AUGGAUGCAGACGUCCCUGCAGCUUUUGAUAUUCUCAAGGGGAAACGUGUCAAACUGACGCUGAAGUCUUGCUCGUACACCGGUAUCCUCCAGCGAAUCAACCCCGAGAAAACCGUGGUUUUGGCGGACGGUUAGAAAUGUUUUGUGUAUUUGAAGAAGUUAGCAUAGAACUUUUGUAGCACUGGUUAUGACAUCAAAACUCUUUCUGCCACCUGUAGGCUACAAAAACUACCACUUCCCGUGGCUAAAACGACUGUUUUAUCUUUAGUGUCUUGUUCAGUCCCUGGACGUGAUAUCAUUAAACAUAAUGGGUCAUUAUUGUUCUUCGGGCGUCAGAUCCUGAAUGGUGAGUCCUCAAAUAGCUGUUGAGUUUUCCCAAAAGGUUAAACCCAUACUGAAGAGCAAACAAAAUAAAAACGAUAAUAUCUGACCUGAUGUUUCUGUGUCAUUUAACUGACAGUGGAAGUGAUCAAUGAUGCGAACACUGACUGUGGGUAAGUGACUAUUAUUUAUCUUUGCUAAUGUUAACACACUGAGCUCAGCAAUAAAUUGGUGAAAUAUAUCUAUCAAUAAAGUUCUUCUCAUCUUAUCUUGUUGAAAUAGCAAUUAUGCAUAUUGUAAGUAAAAUUUGCUUGCUGCAUUUGCAGGCACUUUACCCAACACAAUCAAUUAAGUUCUUGUUUUGGACUUGUGAUGAUAAGCCUGUAUGAAUGGCCAGACAUUAUAUGAGUGUGCCAGAACUGUAAACAGUGUGCCAGAACUGUAAAGUUACUGCCAAAAUGUCCUGUGAUUUCACCCUGGAUAGGUGCAGGGCCAAAAUCGCUUCACCAAUUUAUACUGUUGCUUAUAGUGAAACAACUAGUUGUUCGUGGGGCUUACUUUACCCCGACUUCCAUCAGUUUUUUUUAAUUUUAUUUUUUUUAGUAGAUAAAUAAACUUCCACUUCAGUAAAAUCUUGUUGAAGUAACUUUUAACUUUUUAGGGGAAUAUUUAAACACACUUUCCAUUACUGUCCAGUUGUAUUGAUUUCUAUUGUGUUACUUAGAAAUGUCCAAGAUCACAAACAUGAGGAGCACUUGAAUGUGGAAAAAUUUCAGCCAUACUGGAAGACAUUCCUGUUUGGUGAGUAUGAUGAGGGAAAUAAAUCUGUAUUCAUACUCAAGAAAAGUAAUGGGAGGCAUUGUUUACAGUUAAGAUGGUCAUUUUCUUCACAGGUAAUGAAGAAGAUGAGGAGGAAUGCAUCAACUAUGUGGAGAUACAUGGGUUUCAUGAGAAAUUUGUGCCUGCUGUAAGCUGAUUUUGAGUGCCCUCUUGGUUGCAUAGGACGUGUAAUUGCAUAUAACAUAUUCAUUUCAGUGAUUGUGAUGGGAAAUCUCACUGAUACCUUCAAGUGUGCAUCCUUCAGGUGAUGGACAUCAAAACACAGUGUGGGAUCAGUGUAGGAGUUGCUGGAGUUGAGGCCUAUCAGCAUGAGAGGCUGUGCUGGCUGCUGGUGAGUUAUUUUGAGUCCUUGCUUCUUGUUCCUCACCCAUCCUCUUUUGUCUUUAGCGCAAAAAGACAAACCUCAUGGUCUGGUUUCUGUUUCUGGUCCCCCCCCCCAUAAAUAAAUAAAAUAAAGUAAAAUCCUACUUUCAUUCGUGUAGAUUGCCACUAAAGACAAAGUCUACUUGUUUGAUAUUCUGAGACUUGGAGCCAUGGCCUUUAAGAACGGUCUUUCCAUGAUCCUGGAGAGCAAAAAAAUCCUGAAGGUGAGGAGUAUGAAUGGACUGAAAUACUGUAGAGUCAUUAGGUAAUCAGCUGACUUGAUGUUUGUUAUAAUAUCUGUGCUGGUUUGGCACAGGUCAUUCAUGACUGCAGAAUUGUUGCUGGAUGUCUGUGGGCUCAGUUCGGGGUAAAGCUAACCAACGUCUUUGACACACAGGUACAUGUACUAGGUCCUUUAUUAGAAGAUCAUGUGCUUUACUCGUGUUUCUUAUUGUGGAGCUGGGUUUACACUUUUCUACUUUUCCCCUGUCUUCCUCUUCCAUGUGUUAAGGUGGCAGAUGUUAUGUGCUUCCACUCAGAGACGGGUGGUUUCCUCCCUGACAGAGUCAGUACCCUGCAGGAGGUGGUGGGUCUCCAUCUGAAAGUGCCCUCCUACCAGCUUCAGUCCCUUCAAAUGACUGAACAGCUCACAAAGGUAGAGCGCACAAUCUCAUCUAAAAUAGUCCUGUUGACUGUAAGCAUGUGUGUGCUGAAAUACAUGUCUUUGUUUGUGUGUACAUGUAUGUAUGCAGGAAAAAACGCAAAUUUGGCAAGAGCGGCCCUGUCCUGUGCCCCUGCUGAAGGUGAUGGCUCUGUCAGUGAUCCACCUUCGGCCUCUCAGACUUGUGCUACUUGAUGCUCUCAUGAAGGACUACAUGGUCCUGGUGGAGUCAUACCUCACUAGUGACCCCUUCCAACCUGAUGAGUUACAGCAUAUAACCAUGGUGGGUAAAUCACAAUUACAAGUUUCUUAUGACUAUUUUCUCAGAACCUGACCAAAUUUUGUUCCAGCUACAAAUCUGUGAUCAUUUCAGAAACGUAAAAAAAGGUAUAAAUUACAAGACUUUUUCUUUGUUUGGAUAAUGAAAUCAUACUUAUUAAGAACUUUUGAUGUUAAAUGUGUUGGUUAAUUUACCAGUGAAUAAAUUGUAAAACAAAAAAGAAAAUUCUGUUUAUUUUACAUAUUUGGUAAUAGAAAAAAAGCUGAAGAAGACAAAAACAUUUGUGAGUGACCCUUGCUCAACUGCAGGCGUAGAGCUGACAAAUUAAAAAAUGUAGAGAGACUGUGCAGAUACAUGACUACAAAAUUUACUGCAUGCCACCCUGCUGGAUGACAAAAACUGUUUUUUGAGACAGACCCUCAAUGAUGCCAGUGUAUUCUUGCCAUCAGAGCUUCUCACCCUGGUGCUGGUUGAUGCUUCAACAACACAACUGGGCUGUUAUUUCCACAGCACAGGUGUCCCACAGAGUGCCUCCUUGUAGUGCCUUCAGCUGCAACACACACAAUGAAUUGUUAUGUGAUUCCCGGUUGUUUCUACAUGUCCUUUGAAGGCUGUUGUGAGGAAGAUGGACACAGGAAAAAAAUAGUGCAAGACCUAAAUAUUAAAAAGUGUGAUUUUUAUUAUUGAAUUUUUUCGAUUGAAGUACAAAAAAAGUAAUACUGGUAUUUGUUUGGCAUAAUCCUUAAAAUAUUUCAAUCAUAUUAUGGCUGUGUUUGAACAGUUGAAGGUCACGUCUAAGGGGGUAGUGUGUCUGUUUUUGUCCUUAGGAGAGUGCAUUGGCGCUGCCGGAUGUGCUCAGGCAGUUGGAGCACAUGCGUGGUGAGAAGCAGGAACGGGCUCUUGCUCGUUACCCCGUCACUGAGAAAGGUCUGCUGAAACGUUUCAACCCUCGAGCUCCUGCAUCCUACACCUCACCUGCAGCAGAGCAGCAUGUCCAGGCCGAUGCUGAUUCCGUCAAACCUGCACUCGUGGAUUCACCAUCCUCUGAACCAGUGGAACUCAGUCUUCACAAGCCGCCUGCCAGCCCUCUGAGGGUUCCCAGUGUCAUGUCUGUGGGUAGGGGAAGAGGAUGCACAGAGGUGCAGAUGGGUGGAAUGGGUAGAGGGAAACCCUUGGGGAAAGACUUGAAAGUCCCACCUUUUCCUGCCAUAGGAAGAGGGUUUCUUCUCCAGAUAGCCACAGGUCAGAUCAAAAGAGAGAGUACAGGUAACAGGGUGACAGCCCUCAACCCUCGAGCUCCUGCAUCCUACACCUCACCUGCAGCAGAGCAGCAUGUCCAGGCCGAUGCUGAUUCCGUCAAACCUGCACUCGUGGAUUCACCAUCCUCUGAACCAGUGGAACUCAGUCUUCACAAGCCGCCUGCCAGCCCUCUGAGGCUUCCCAGCGUCAUGUCUGUGGGUAGGGGAAGAGGAUGCACAGAGGUGCAGAUGGGUGGAAUGGGUAGAGGGAAACCCUUGGGGAAAGACUUGAAAGUCCCACCUUUACCUGCCAUAGGAAGAGGGUUUCUUCUCCAGAUAGCCACAGGUCAGAUCAAAAGAGAGAGCACAGGUAACAGGGUGACAGCUCCCCAGAGUCCCAACAGUACCCAAAGAGAGGAAGCCCUGUGAUGGUCCCAGCCCUGCUGCUAAUGACCCUCCCUAAGGACACUCAAGGUGUUGAGACACUGCAGUCCUUGUUUUUGUUCUUGCCUCCAUAAAAGUUCCUUUAGUUUGUUGUGGUUUCCUGCUGUCACCAGUAGAUGGCAGUAAAUGUUCAGAAAAUAAAGUUUUAUGUUCUGAUAAAAUAUGAGUCUGUGUGUUCUUUCAUUUGACUAUUAUAUCAUUAGCUGUGUUUUGAUUUGAUUGAUAGUUGAUUGCACUCUAAUCUAAAUGAUCUGUUUGAUAAACUCAAGGGAUGUAAACCAGUAAAAAACUUGUAAUUUUGCCAAAAACACUGAUCUGAAAAAUGCUACAAAAUUCAAGAUUUGGCUCUCUGAACACAAACUGAAACCAAAAGCAGUUCCACAUGCCCAUUGAACCGUAGUUCUAAUCUUGGUGUGAUUGAUUGCCAGUACAGCUUGGCUUCUGUGCUUCAGCUAAUUGAUUGUGAAAAGCAGAGCUGGGCAUUGAUGGAUCUGCUGUUAAUUGAGCAAAAACAUUGCACUCCUUCUGAUUACCGAAGACUAAAAAAACAUUAAAACUUGGCACAGGCAUGGCUGGGAUCCUGAUUCUCACAACCUCUUUCAUCUCUGCAGUUCAGAUGUGCACGAUCACAGGUGGCUAACACCUGCCAUGUUUUACAAAAGCAGAUCUUAUCCAUCUAAUUUAAUGCUUCAAGUGCCUUGCAGACGUCGCAGUGAGGCUCUGCACAUCCAUUUUAGCCUAGAUCAAGGCAUGGACACAACAGCAGGGCAUUGCUGCAGCCUGCGGCACAAAUGGGCCCCUCAUAUUAAUCACAUCUUAGUGCUGGAGUUAUGUGCAUGCGGAGGCUUGGGCCCUCUCCAGAGUUUUUUCUAAUUGAAAGCAUGAAACAGAUAAAGUAGGAUUUUAAUUAACUGGGAGGCAGCCCAGCACAAAGCCUUGCAUCUCUCCUAGCAACGAGCUCCUCCUCAGCUUCUGCUAAACACAAGCAGGGUGGAUCCCACCCAUAUGCCACCUUUAACCCUUUGAAAUGUGGUCGUUGCUCAGUAGGGUGUGCUCAGAAGGGAACAAGAGGUUUAAUGUCUCCAUCUCUAAGCUGAUCCAGUUGAUAUUUGCGCUGCUGUAUGUCAUUUCUCAAGUAACUGUACCAUACUGCAGCUUUAUAGGUACUGUCAACUCACUUGAACCCUUUUUUUCCCAAUCAUGUUUCACGAUUCACAAGAAAGGAAGUCUUUUUUUAUAUCUGCGUCACACACCAGUAAAGUUGUGGGGGGCUUUUUGUGUGUGUGUGUGUGUUUGUAGAGGGGGGUGCAGGUCUCUGUGGGGCAGUGCAGGACAGGCUCCUGUCAUUGACAACCAGAUUGGGGCUCUUAAUUUAGAGGACCUUGCAUUUCCUCUCCGUCACAAUAAUGCCUUAUGUGCAGCACUUCCUGUUUCUCAGGCCCGGGAGGAAGGAACAGGGCGCUUGUCACACAGUAGUCACACCGCUUCCUCCCUCCCUCCCCCUCACUCCUCUCAAACUUCAGACAGUGUUGUGUCCUUCAGAGGGGAAAGAUGACUGCACCUUCAGCAUCACAGCAGGAUGCUGCUGCACUAUUUUUAGCCUUAGUCGGAAAGGUAGCGCACAGACAUAAACACAAACUUUAGGAUGUCCAGCUGUGUUGAUUUAGCAUCCGAAAAUGGAGGUUCAACCGCGAAGGGCUGAUUAUUGUUUUGACUGAGCAGUGGGAACCAGGAGGCCUGCUGUUUGCUUGAGGUGUAAUAGAAAUGGGUCACCCAUAAACAAUGAUUUUCACUUUAAAUGUUGCACACAUUGUCCUGUAGACCCUUGAAAUCACAGAGACAUUGUUUAAUCACAGGUGUUUUUGAUGUACCAUUAUGCAACCACAAGUUAUGAAUGGACAACACCUAAACUUGUUGCACCCUUCUGUAAAAACAAAAACCUCACCACCUUAUUUACUUCCCACCAUGUUAUUGUCAUACUACAGCAGCUCCAGUUACCAACAGCAGCAAACUGACAAAGUACACACGACAGACCACAGCUCCUGUACACAACUGCCCCUCCUCUUGAUGAGUGUUAGACUACAGAUUUGUUUAUAAUUUAUGGGUAUUUGUUAAUUAUUAAGAGCGGAACCACUCCCUUUAAAUGGCACCUUGCUGAUUGUCGUGUAGUCAACUGUUUGCUCCCCUGUGCAUGUCAUUAAAAUUCACUGCUCAGUUUGCUGACUGAGUGCACACUCAGAUCACAGUGCAUUUCUCUGAUGAUGCUCAAGACACGGAAAAGCUGACACAUACUGUUUGGACCACUGGACUGUCAGUAAUCAGAUUGUUUGUGCACUUCUUAAAAUUGACUCAUGAUCCUAUCCUGCCACAUGGACAUUUCUCGUCUAAUUACAAGCCUUGUGUCGUCUGGGAGUUGGUUGAGCCUUGUGGUGGCAGAAGCGACUUUUUCGAUUAAUAGUUUGAAGGAACUUAAUCAUUGGUUUUACCUGAAUCAUGCAGUAUUUAGAGACGGUAUUCAGCAGUCAGACUUUGACGCAACAAAUUAGGAACAUGUCAACAAAAUAAUCUCAAUUUCAUUAUUCAUGUAACCACAUGUAAUCCCUUUGUAGUCGCAGGCGGGGUGGAACAUAAUCAGAUAUCAGGUUCCACUAUGACACUGAACUGUAUCCCCGCAGCCAAUCUCCCAUCUGUUAGGAAAAACCCAUUGUUGAAUCCCACUCAACACCACCCCCCACUUACCACCACCUCUCCCUCUGUCUCUCUCACGUUACAAAAUGACCCUCUUUUGCUCUCCUCUGGUCGCAUUCAACGAAAGAAUAAAUAUUUAACGUGAGAAAGGCCGUUCAUUCCAGGUGGCCUCUCAAGGACAGCAAAAAUUAGAACAAAACUCAGCAUCAAUAUUUCAGCCAGCCUUACUAACAGUAUGUUUACAUCCCUCCAGUCAGGAAACAAGGCGCAGGAACACCCCUUGAUAUGCCCACAUUCGUUUAAACAGACGCAUGCACAGAUGCAGGAACACAAUAUGCAUCUUUAUGAACUGCUGUGUUGUGUUUACUCAGGCAGUGUGGAGCAUCAGGACCUCAAGGACCUCUCCAAAGGGGCCUGCCAUAUUGUGACCUUCAGCUGGAACAGAGGAGCUCAGAUUGUGGAUGAGUGACAGAUGAGGAUGCAGAUGAGAAUGUGUUUGAUGCUGCAGGAAUGCCCUCAGCUGGUCCGACUGCACAUGCAUAAGCACAGUAAUAAACCCUUGGUGGUUUUAGGUCAUGCUAGCUGCUUUGUCUUAUGACAUAAGGUCCUGUAAAUACCGAGUCAUAACUUUUGUCGAUUGAUUGGUGUACUACUUUGAAUUCAGAUUGAAAUAGUUCAACAGCCAUUCAUUGUUCCUGCAUCCCCAUGACUUUUUAGUUCAGUUUUAUGUGAUGCUUGAUCAGAUGCCUGCUGAAAAUGAUCAAAUGACACUAUCAAUAGUCAAACUGGUUCAUGUUUGCAUGCUAAUAUAUUAUUGUGAAUCAGGUAAAUACUGCAUGGUAAACUUCAGCGUGUCAGCAUUGUCAGUGUGAGUGAGUUACAUAGACUGAAUAAACACUGAAGUAGUUGAUGGUGGUUGCCGUAUUUCAAAUGCUGACUUCUCCUCACCUUCACUGGACCAGCAGGGGAUAAGAGGUGGAGCUUAGAUGGUCCUUGGGUGUCUUGGUAAACUAUAACAAUGCACCAAAGUAGACCAUUUAUGUAAUGAAACGAUAGGUCUUUUAGGAAAAAGUGUAGUUUCAUUUAAGCCGUGUAGUAUUGGAGUGGAGGGAAGUGGGGGCUACAGAGACCAUUGUCCAGCGUGUGCCCAUUAUCCUUGUUGCUCUCUGCUCUUUCAUCAUGAAACUGUUUGUCCAAGGAGGCAGGUGAUACCAUGAUCACAUUUUUUGUUUGAUAUUAUCUCUACUUGUUGUGUUAAAUACAGGAUCAGUAAGAGUGUGAAGGAACAUGCCUGCAUGCAGCAAAGAGAGCCUCACUACAUCCAUGCAAAUUGUACCAGUCUUGCACGCGUCGUGCACCAGUCCCGCAUGAUGACCUUGUCAACACCUCUACCUACACGGGGUGAAUCUCCUCAUCUUUUAUCUUCGAUGUUCACAUAUUGGCUCAUCCUAACAUCUUGCUGGAAUUUUACCAAAGGGCAGGAAAAAAUAGUGUGGGUGAUUUUUGCCCUCACACAUACAACUUAUCCACAUCACUUUGGGGAGUUUUAUGCAUUUGUGGAAACAGGUCAUGAAGAAUUUUUCAAAAUACAUAUUUAACAUACAUUUAGACAAAAAUAAUUUUUUCAUGUAGCUAUGAUAUAUCCUCUACAGCGUUAAGCUGAAGGCUUUGCUUGAUUGACAAAGGUCACUGUGGGUCAAAAGAAAAGGUGUUUAUUCACCAGAAAAUUCUGGUAAUAAGUUAUUAGAAUUCUGGUAACCCCCUCAGCUACAAAUGUCUUUGAUUAAAAAGAUGGGAGAUUAGCUUUUGGCAAGUUUGUCAUAAUUAAAGCCUGCAUUGUUUAAGAUGUCCAUGUGUGUAUGUGUGUGUGCACACACGCACAGAUGAGGGGGUUGUUGUAGCCACAGGGAGGAGGGUCUGGGAGAAGAAGGGCUGGGGAGGGUCCCUGUGGUUGGCUGAAUUAGUGCCCGCUGGUUUGGCCUGGCAGCUGCUCUCUGAGCCUGGCAUGAUGACAGCCUGGCACUGUGCUGUGUUGUCAGGGCCAAUCAGCCGACAGUCAGGGAGGGAGCAACACCAGACUCACCAACACAAAUGCAUGUAUGCCAGGCUUUGUCUCCCAACCAGCUUGUCAUAUGUGCAUUACUUGUUAUGGCAAUAUCAUUGGAUUAGUAUGAGAUUAAACUGGCUAAUUAAAAAGGGGCGAAUUCUACCAAAGUCAUCAGAGGAGAUGUAAAUGCCAAGGUAAGCUUGAUAUGACAUUUGGCCAUAAUGAAAAAUCUGAACACCUCUUUUGGAGCAGUGCUGGAUUCAGAAACAGUCAGUGUGCUGCCACUUGUUCCAUGAUUAAGUUAAGACCGUGACUGUAUUAUUCACUUAAGUAAAAUUCAAUUUAAUUAAACUUCUUUGUCGAGAGCCUCCACAAAAGCCUUGAAUGGUAAAUGAAAAGUAGUGCCAGCUGUUGUAUAAUUAGAUCAAACUCUUAAGAAACACACUAACAUUGAUUUCAUUGGUUCUCAAUAUUUCAGCAUAACCUAAUAUGGAAACAUAAGUCAGUCACUGAGCCAACUUUUAAUAAGACAGUUGAAUUAUUAACAAUGUAUAAAUGUUAUUUUACUGCAACAUCCACUUACUUCAUCACAACUCCAAAGACAUACUGAAAGUGUCAUCAUGGAUCUGCUGCAGGCUGCAAAAGGUGUUUAUUGAGUCUUUGACCACCCCAGUGUAGAAGGUCUCACUUGUGGGAAUUAGGGAGAUCCUGGGCCUGCCAGGGCCGGCUGAGCCUGCCUUGGCCCAGAUGCAGCAGCUUCUGUCCGGGCAUGGCAUGGCACUUGUGUAUCUGUGGGGCCCAAGGACACCAGCUGCUAUCUUGGUGUCACAGACAGCUGUAUGUGAAUAUUCAUACAAAGCGGAGAUUAACGCGCGCUAGUUUGGCUACACAUGACGUGCUGUCGAACAGGCCGAAGUGUGAAAUGGUCCUGAGGUCAUGAGUGUACGUCUUCAGCAGUGACAACCGAAAAGUCCAACAGUCCAUGAAGACAGCCUGUGCCUCAGAAAGACAGGAACGCUAAGUGGGGGUUGUGUUGUUAACUAAAAGUGGAUCAAGGCUUGACUAGAUAGGUGUGUUUACUGCCUGUGAGACUCAAAAGAAGAUGUUAGCUGCUGUGGCAUGGUGGCUCAUUUUGUGUGUUUAUGUUUUGGCCCUUUCGUUUCUGGAUGUGGGAGGACCUGAGAGCAGCUGUCCAAUCAUUUUGUGGCUCCUCCAGUGCUCAGUCCAACUUCUCUUUUGGUCGAUGCCUUUCAGCUCACGCCAGUAUGUGAAUCAAACAAUUACAUCCAAACCAAUGGCUACUCUCCACAUCCACAGCUCGACCAACCUUGGCUUUCCCUGGGAUGUGUUUCAGGGGGAUUUUUGGUCAGGGUUUGGUCAAAUAAUUUGUUGGCUUGCAGCAAUAGAAUUUGUGAAUGUGUUUUGGUGAGUGUUUUGGGGCUAGAGUUUUUCUAAAUGAGCAGAUGGUCUUUACUUCCCGGUCUGAAUGAGUGGAGUGGACCAGUGGGCACACAGAAGCAGAUUUGUGGGUAAACUGUUUUACCUCCCCUCUCUUUGUGUAGUAAUGGGGAUGGCAAAAUGGUUGCUAACUGCUGAUGAACAAUGGCUGGGCCCUAAUGAGAGCAAAGUGUUUUGGUGCUGCUGGUAUAAUGAGGACGGAGUGGGCAGCUUAUUGUUGUAACCAUCUGAAGGCACCAGAAGCUUCCCUUUAUUUCCACCAUGAAACAAUGCAAAAAUCUUUAAUCCAAUAUGAACCGAAAAUGUUUGAAACACACCUGUGAGGGCACAAAAUAAAACACAAAGAAACAUCUUAUCAGCAGAGAGCAGUCUACUGUAUGUAAAUCCAUCACAGGAUAGUAAACCUGUAAGGUAACAGAGUCAGGCUUAUUUACUCAACUUUUAGCGGCAGUCUGGCCCUUAGCUGACCCUGUGAACAUGUAACACAAGCUGUAAAACCCACAGGUUGUGAAAUCUGUGAUUAGAACUGGUGAGGAUCUGCUUGUCAGCCAUGUUUGUCUGCUCGGUGUCGUGGUGAUUUAUGGAGGAAAUGCUGUGUGGGUGUUCCUCUCCCAUUGUGCCCAGUAUUCUUCGCUAACUCACCCACAGCUGGAUCCCUUUCUGUUGAGUGGACUAUUGACCGCUACGUUUUUGAGUAAACCUCCAUUUUACACUGCCAAACAUCAGAUUACCACCACAAUGAUCAUUUUGGCCACAGAAAAAAAACCAUUUGUUUUGCUUUCAAUCUUGGAUGCAUGACAUCAUUCCGCUGUUAUCGCUCAGGAAUGAUUUCUGAUAAUGAGGCUGAUUUUGCUCGUGGGACAUGAUUGACUAUUGGUUGAUUACAGAGAGAGUUUGUGUACUUGAAUGAGCAAUAUGUACUCUACUCAUCAACAGAAAAGGCCUGAGCACAAAUGCCAAGGAUAAAUCCAAGAGGAUGGCAGUGAUUGCCCUGGCAGGGUGGGAACAACACACAAAAAGCACAUAUCUCAACAAAAAGAGGCAAUCUAACAACUGAUAAUCUUUUUGCUACUCUUUAGGGGCUUGAAAAUUCGCCUGCAAAUGAAAAAAGCAGCAAAAACUUACAGCGAGCCAUGAAAUGAGUCUGCAAAUGUAUAUGUAAACAUAGCUGAAAGGAAAUAAGGGAACUAACACAAGUUGAUUUCUUCCACUGGGAGUUGUUGCUUUUCUAGACUUUAAGGGUUACUUUUUUAUUUUCUCCUACGCAGAAAGAAAACUUUAUAUUGUGUAAAUAAAGAUAAGCACCGCAUGCUAUUUCAUCUUGUGAAAUUUAUGGUUGCAGAUCGUGGUUGUUGCAGAGCUCGCACAGCCCUAAAAGGAGACAUUUUUUGCAGAGGCGUACCAGUUUCCCAUCAAGCCUGUGCCUUUGCUCUCUGUGGCAGCAGGGCUAGAUUAUUUUCCCGUCAUUAUGUGGGCUCCAGAGGAAAAAGAGAAGUAAAAUGGUUUCCAGGUUUUACAUCAAUUGGAAGAGGGAGGAGGUAGAAGUUGCAGGGGCCUGGCUGCAGGUAUAGCUUUAUCAUCUGUGGGCAGUGGGAAAGCAGCAGUGUGGUAAUGAGUCACUAGUUCUCAAGUUCUCAUCCUGAAUAAAAAUACAUAAAAUUACAGCAAACACUCACAUGUUGGCACAGAUUUACUGCAUCAAGGAAGAGCUAAAUGUAUUUUAUUGCCAAGCUUCCCAGUCGCGCACAAGUCUUUCUGUCACUCGUAUAAUUCACUGGAUGUCAACCAAAGCAGCUAUCAGAACAAUAAGCAUUGUGAUGUCUGACAGUGACAAAACCCCCCAAUUCUUUGAGUUACACCAGGGGAUGACACCCAAAUGCGGGGGAAAUGGGUGUAGAUUAGGAAAGGAAAUGACACAAUUUCCAAAAUUAAUUGUGUAAAAGACAAAAAGACAACAGGGGUCCUGAGUAUGAGGAGCUUCAUUGUAUAAGGUUUUGGUGGGAACAGAUUUUAUCACUGAAGUGUUGUUUUCUCUAGUUUUACGUGCUGAGGAAGAAAAAUGCAGGUCAGAUAUCCUGGACUUUAGUUUAGCAUACUCAGCAGGCUAGGUGGUACCUCCAGCAGGAUUCCCUCUUUUCUUUCUCACCAGACCCGAGUCUUAUUGUCUGAGGAGGAGCCAGGUUGUCUAGAUAAUGUCCCAUUCUCCUCUGUAGCCUGAUAGGUUUACCAGCAGCAGCAUGGAAUAAGGACUCACUCUCCCAUAGGACAAACAGGAACCUGCUUGAAUGUACUCAGAUGCUUAUCUGUCUCUCCCAUGACUACUGUCUAUACUUAGGAAUCAGAUACCAUUAAUGUUAUUCUCACAGUCCCUUUGCUCAGACGGUAACAUUCAGAGCCAAAAAAGGCCAAUCAUUUCAAUCACCAUCGUGCCCCUUGAAUCCAAAGCCAUGAGAUGGUUUGAUCAGUUUGGCACUGGGCAAGUAAAGCAGGUGAGAGUUAGUCCCUAAAAGUUCAACAAAUAAACCUGAUGUUUUUAAACUAAGACAGUAAGAUUAAUUUAAAAACAAAAAUUACACCCUACAACCACUUUUAGAGAGGGUGCACUGAUUUAUCAGCUGUUAACUGUUAUUAGAUGUUAUCUACUAUAAGCUUGCUUUGUAAGUUAUGAUCUUACCAGUGGUCAUCUGAAAAAUCAGAUACAAGCUGAUGUCAAACUCGUGCUCUGGCCACGCACAUGCAUACAGCAACCAGAUUUUUUUUUUUUAACCAUUUAGAUGACACAGCUGAAGAGAGACAUGAAAUAUAGAAUCAGAAGAUGAGAAUGAGAAUUAACCAAAAUCAAAGUUUAAAGGUUUUAUUUUAUCCCGUCAUACAUUCUUUACACAUUCUGCCUUUAACCUCCCAGCAUGGGCUUACAUUAAACCAUGAAUGCAAUAUAAAUAUUAUCUGCAAAGUUAAUGGAACAGAAGAAGAAAAUUAAAACAAGAACACCAGAGUUAUGUCCAAGUUAAAAAAUGCGUUUCUGUCUGAAGGCAAAAUGACAACAUUUUUGCAGUUCAAAACCAAAAAUUAGCAUCUUUAUAAAUGCUCAUAAAGUUCAAGUAGCAGACACAGUUCAACAUCAGCUGUUCAGAGGGACUGUAAAUCUAGGCUUGAUAGUUAAAUUGCUGCAAAGAAGCCACCAGAGAUGAGGAACAACACAGAGAGAACUGCUUGGGCCAAGACACACAAAUAAUGGACAUGAGACCAGAAAUCAGUACUUUGGCCUGAUGAGUCCUAAUUUCUUUGUGAAAUGAGGAAAAGCUGUUUAUAGCACAUGUGUAGUUUCCACGGAAGGACCCCAGUGCAGGUGUAAUGUUGUGACUGUUAUUGAUUUAUCCUAAAUGAAUGACCUCUGCCCAACUGGUUGUUGGUCUAGGGCUAAGUUGGGGGGCAGAGUAAAGGAAAAACAGUCCCAAACUCUUCAAGACUUUUGGAAAACCAGUCCAGGUACCGACCUCGUGAAGCUGGUUGAAAGACUGCAGAGUGUGUUCAGAUGUAAUCAGAGCAAAAGGCGACUACUUUGGUCUUCCACAUUCAUCUGUAUUUUGCAAAUAAGGGAAAGAAGAAGAAGAAGAAGAAGAAGAAGAAGAAGAAGAAGAAGAAGAAGAAGAAGAAGAAGAAGAAGAAGAAGAAGAAGAAGAAGAAGAAGAAGAAGAAGAAGAAGAAGAAGAAGAAGAAGAAGAAGAAGAAGAAGAAGAAGAAGAAGAAGAAGAAGAAGAGGGGACUCCCAGGAUUUUUUUUUUUUUUUCAGACCACCAUUGGUAUUCACUUUCACAAAAAUAUUCUCAAUCUUAAAUGCUGACAUUCAGUCAUCUUUGUAUACUGACCUCUGGAAACCAAGGUUGAAGUUUUUCACAGAGAUUGAUGAUGGGAAGAAAUAAGACUGACAGGAGGGACAAACUCAUGACAUCAGGAUCAACAUGGGACAUUUCUGCUUUAUAAGUAAGACAAGGGUUUGUCUGAACUAUCUCUGUCCACUGUGCAGUAGAAAUGCAGGCGCUACGCCAGCGUUCAGUCCAAAAUGACCAUUUUUAGGUUUAAGCAAAGAAAGACGAAAAAAUCUGCCAAGAAAAUCAAAUACAACUAAAGCAGAUAAUAAAAGAGCCAAAAAGUACACAAAUAUUCACUAAUGAAGUAUAUCAAUUGGUCUUGAGAUGAGCUACAAUUUAUCAUGUUUAUUCAUGGCCUAAAGGAUUUGUUUUUGCUGAUAAGGAAACCAAGAGAUGCAGAGUUAAACAAAUGCCGAGUCACACCAAAUGAGACAUGCAGUAUUUGUUCCUGUGCUAAACUGGAAGUACUCCUGUGAAACAUUGUGACAUAAUUUAAAGCAAACAUGCUUAGCUUUGCAUAAACAAUCAAAGCUUGAAGAACAAUCCCUUCUCCUAUAAGGGAGGAACUUCCUUCUGAUUUCCCCUACACUUGCAGGAAUAUUGUUAUUUUACAGCGCAGGAAGUUGUUUUCGUUGUGAAUCACAGUCAUUUUUCACGCUCCUGAUGACUGCCAGGGUCGCUUUUCCCUCGCCGUGCAACAUUUCCUUAUCAAAGCAAUUUUGUAAAACUUAUUUGGCUUCAUAUCAAAAGCAGUGCAAGAUUCUGUGUGUAUCAAGAGUUGAUCUCAAGCUAAUGUGCUUUACUUAGAUGGUUCCCAGCAUACUUCGGCCUGGCAUGAGGUAGCAGGGAGUAAACCCAGCUGUGAACAGGGCCUCAUGUGUGACCUGCCCCGGCUGUCCAGGGGGGAAUGACUGCAGGCAUAGUUAGAGUGGGGGGGUUCCCAUGUCACAGCUUAGGGCAUGCUGAUGUUGUGGGCCUACUUUACAACAUGUUUUCAUUUUUGCUCCUCUGACAAGCCUCUUGACUCUUCAGAGACCUUUAAUUCAUGGUCCCACUCUGCUCACUGUCAAUCUCGGCAUCCCUGAGGGUCAUUCCCAUCCAUGGGAACAUUGGUUGUGACGGUAGGAUUCCCAGAGGGGAUGGUACAGGGUGGGGUCUUGACAGAAAAUCACAGCCAGGCCAGAAGGACAUAGUUUUGUGGUUCAAAACUUCUCUUCUUCUGCUAAAGUGAGGGGGCUAGAUUUAAGGAAGGGAUGGCAUUUCAUGAGGAGUUGAAAUUUGGAUGGACAGGCUGCAUGCACGUUCCAGGAAACCGUGUGAGUAAAAAAAGGAUGUGUCACCUCUCCCUAAAAUAGAUCAAUGCGCUGGGACCUUGAUGAUAUAGGUGAGAGCAUGAAGGCUGAUUAAGGGCCAGGAUGUGCGUGAGACAUCCUCUGAUGUUCAGGAAUUCUCUCAUUAAAGAGGGUCAUGUUGAUGGUCAAUAGGAAUCAGGCUGCGGAAUAAACAGGGGAGGCUCCUCCAGCGAUUUCAAAUAAACACACUUUUCUUAUAAUCAACAUGGAAGUGGUGCUACAAAUAUGUACAUUACUGAAAUGUACCACUUCCACUUUUGUAGUCAGUCUAAAGUGUAUGCAGUUUCCUUUGCAGUUGAGUGCAUAUGGUAGUCCAUCCAUUUAUUUCACUUCAUAUUUCCUAUAUAUAUGAAUAUGGAGAUACUGGGACUGAAACAGCAUGAAGCGCUCUGAAUAAAGCAUGACAUUAGUAAAUUUCUUCCAGUUGCUUGUAGUUGAUCAUGUAGAUAAUAUUUUUAAUGGCCUGGAUGGCAGCACUUACAGAGAUCAUUAGUAUAUCUGCUCAGUGUUUGGUUCACUGCUGGGGCUACAUCAGGGCCCUGAUUUUGUUGUUGUUUUUUCCUUUCCUGCCCCCCCUUCUCAGGUCGGACAAAUCGUUUCCAGCUAAUUUACGAUGGUCAAACUGUGGGAGAACAAUACCCCCGUGGUGGACGUAACACAGUGCGAGCUCUACCACAUGUCCCCGUGAGGAGCGAGGUGCUCGCAGGAAACACUUGCUGAGAUAACAAGAUUGUAAGGAAAGCAGGGCCACUGAAAGGCCAAGCCGAGGGAAACGUCCAUGGAGAGGGGCUUUAAAUCUGAGUGUCAUGUGCACAUAAAUGUCCUCCAUCUGCAUCUUUUUGUUUUUAAACUUUGGUGGACUUACCGAGUCAUUUCUCGGCUGGUCAAGAUAUGAAACUAUGAAUAUUGUCCUUGACUCAAUGACUCACUUGGCUGAAGAUCAGACUCUAUGACGUCAGAUCUGCUGAAGCCUUUCCAGGACAAACCAGAGAGGGUUUGAGCGCUGCAGGGGGCCGCUGCCGUACAUCUGUUCACAUACACACUCAGCAGUUGAUUGUUUUCCCUGUGUGUGUCUCCCAUGCACACACACAAUGCUCAGCCCUGCCUCCUGGUGAGAACAAACAUUUGAUAAAACAGUCAAGUUGUGCAUCUGCAGAGGUUGAUUACAUGUAUUCAACCCAGAUAAUCAUUUUCUGGAUCUUGUGUUUGCUAUAAUUACAGAAAGCACCUGUGUCUGGCCCACCUGCAGUGAUUACUAAGGAUGCCAAGCUGCAAUUUAACCAUCAUUAUAACAACAGGGGAAAAGGAAAUAUUCGGCAGCAGUACAACUUAAUAAUGUUUCAAUUAAAAAUGCGGCUGUGUUUUCAGCUCUAGAGGAAAAGAGAUCUCAAUAGGAUUCCUGGAAAAUGAGCUGCUGCAUGAAAACAUUUAAAACCCCUGACCCCCCUGGCAGAUCAGCGUUUAAAUCUCGCCAGCUGGGUCAGGGUUGAGCAAUACAGGUGACAUGGAGGACAGCAGGAUUAAGGUUAUCAGUCAGCCUAAUUGAUGAGCCCACUUGUUUUUGCCGAGCCCAAGUAUAGGCACGAGGAGGAAAAGGAAAGCAGUCUUCAAGGCUGCCAUGUUUGUGUUGUGAGGACAGAAGUGAGAGGUCAAACCCAGCCCGGGGUUUUUUGGGUUAUUAAAACGAUCCUUCUCUGUUUGACAGAGGGUACGUUCCCUCGCUUUGGAGUCUUUUUGGUGGGAAAAGAGAAAUAGGGAAGUGGCAAGCCCUCUUAAGAUCAAUGGUUAUGGUGGAAAAAGGAGUGGCUCAGGGCAGCCAAUAGUGGCAGGGCCGUAGGGAGCUGUGGGGCAAUAACGUAAACAAGGAAACCACCUGAUGUGAGCGGGGUCACAUAAAUGCUCAGUCCACCACGCAGGCAGGUGCUUCCUGAGUCCUGCUCUUUCAAUCAGUUGAGCCUUGCUUGCACUGCCCACUUGCUUUCUGUUUUCUCUGCUGCAAAACAUCUUAAAUCAUCAGUCAAGGCAUGAUUGCAUGGUUUCAGAUCAACCUGCAAUCACAGGGGAGAGCAAACAUUCAGGGUCAGUAAAAACCAGACCGAGAUUCACCGAACUGAUGACGUUUAUACAGGCAGUAAAGAUAGGAGCAGCUGGCUGUUUGUCUGUGGGAUCAGCACAAUGCAUGAUGGUGGGCUGUUUUGCAGAGGUCUGUGCGUGCAGAUAAAAACCUUUACAUAAAAAGAGACAGUCCAGUGAAGACUAGAGAUUGCACAGACAAACCGCACGUUUCCAGCGACAAAUACUGACAAUACUUUGUCAAAUCCUGGCCCACCUCUCCUUCUGCUCUUUUCUCUUCCUUUCUUUUUCGAUUCGCUGGUUGGUCUGGGAUUGUUUUGUGCUGUCCAAUGAGGAAGGAAGUCGGUGUGAGAAAGUGCCUGUUUUUUUGAGACCAACAGGAAUUGGCCUCAUCACAAGCGGUUCCUUUUUUUGCCGCUGGAACAAUGCACUGGCGUCACACCCCUUGACUGGACCUCGGCAUUUCACAUGGAAAAAUGUUCCCAGAAUUCCGCUCCCAGGCUCAGGGUAAGGCCGAGGAUGGGUUGAGGGUGAGAGGGCGGGAGGUGGAGGGCGGAGGGGAACGGCUGUUAGGGUUAGCAGCCCCGUGGACACUUGUCACCAUCACAACAAGAGAAAGGAGAUUCACUUUUAAAUGAUGGCAUAUCAACGAAGGAAAACAAGUCUUUGAUUUUUAAAUUUGAAAAUUUUUUUGAUUGAAACCUUGAAACCAGCAGAAUCAUUACUUGAGUCCCUGGUUUAAAAAAAAAACUCAACUCUAUCUUUGCCAUGCAACCUGGGGUAUCCAAUUUUCAGCUUACAAAGAUCCUUUCUUAAAAAUUAAAUCACAGUCACUUAAUAAUGCCGCAUCUUCCUCUUUGAUGACACCAUAUUCUUCAGAGACCUGUGCAAGGAAAUGUAAAGUCAGCAUCUAACCAAUCAGCUAAAAGAUUUGUUGAGUUGUACUGACUGACAAGCUAAAGGGAUCAUCCUUCAUACUGAAUUUCUGAACAUGCAAUCAUGUCAUUGAGGAAACCAUUACACAACAACUUGGAAGCUUUAGAAAUUUGACACAUACCUGUAAUAGGUGUAGAUGCUGCAGGUAGGUUGAUUGCUGACAACAUGUAGACUGUUUGAGUUGACUGCAUGUUGAGUUUGUCUUCAAUAAAGGAUUCUGAGUGGAAUGAUGAGACCAAGUCGAUCCACCAUUACUCUGCUGUCUCUAUGUAUCUUUGAGUGUGUGUUUAUGUGAAGCUCCUACUGUGUACUGUGUGGCAAAAUCCCACAAGUUAUCCAUGCUUUUAUUACAUCUUGUUUAGAUUAUUGCAAUUCCCUGUAUGUCGGAAUUGGCAAGUCAGAGCUCAACCGCUUGCAGCUCAUUCAAAAUGCUGCAGCUUGUCUCCUAACUGGGGCUAAGAAACAGGAGCACAUAACUCUGGUGCUUACCUCGCUUCACUGGCUCCCAAUUAGGUACAGGAUUGAUUUUAAAAUUAUUUUAUUUGUUUUUAAGUCUCUUAAUGGGUUGGCCCCGUAAUACCUGUCUGACCUUAUAAAAAUGCAUCAGCCCUCCAGAGCCCUGAGGUCAGCUAAUCAGGUGGUUUUAGACGUUCCUCGAUCCUUUUUCAAAUCUAGGGGAGAUCGAGCAUUUUCUGUUGUGGCUCCCCUUUUGUGGAAUGCUUUACCCCUGACCGUAUGCACUGCGAAUACCCUCUCCACUUUUAAAACACUUCUAAAGAUGCACCUGUUCACUUUAGCCUCCUCACCAUUGCAUAUUUGCUACCCAAUGCAUGUUGAGGCUAGAAGAUAUUAGCUAGCUCAUCUAGGGUCUAACAAAGCUCCUGCUAGCUAAAAAUGAAGUAGGCCUCAUUAUAACCUGUGACCCGUAGAAGGAGAGAGAUGAAAAGAGACAAUGUGUGGACACUUUUUUAAAAGACAAGACCAAGUGUAUCAUCCCUAAUCACAAUGGAGAGCCUUGUGGAUUCGAGAUGGGAGGAAAAUAUGAUGCGGAUUUAAGAAGACACCUGGAAACUAGGCAACUCGCAGUGUCUUUCAAGGUAAAUACACAAUAGCUCUCUAGAUUUCACUGAUUUUCUCUAAACUUGGAGUUCUUUGUAGUAUCAGGUCUCUAUUUUUGCCGUGUUAGCAUUCUUUGACAAGGCAGCAAAAGUCAACGUAACACCUGUUGGCGAUCACCAUAUCACACACAGAGUUACAUUACAGUCUAUGUUUAACCUGCUUCUUCUGAAACAUGACUUACAAUUUCUAUAAACCUACAGUUCCAUUGUAAAUCAGCUAAAAUUAAUAUAUUUCAUUCAGCUCCAUGUAGUAAAGGGGGAAUUUGUGUUUUUUGAAAUGUAACUUAUUGUACUUUUCACAAGUUUUAGGUGUCAUUUUAUUGCAAGGUGCUCUUUUUCAACCAGAAAAAAAUCUCAGUCUUUAAAAUAACUAUAAUAAAACUGUCUGAAAAAAGUUAGACUAAAAUUAGAUGGAAGCCAACACAGACCAAAAUAAGACUAAAAUACAAAAAAAUCCUCUGACCAAAUAUGAUAUAUGAUAAAGUUUGAGAAAUCCACACUCAAGAUAUACAAUGAUGAAAUGGUGACAGAGACAUGAGUUUUUUAAGAAUUAUUUUUCACAUGUUUAAAUAUUGAUGGACACCUACUUGUAACUUAAAUAAUUCUGUUUUCCAAAGCCUUGUUUUAACAGUAUGGGGACCUUCCAGUCUAUAGACCUAAAGAAGCACACAACUCUAUGUAAUAUGGUUGGCAACACUGCAUUUCCAUGUUCUUUUUCUGCUCUGGUUCUACAGCCUGGUGCUGUAAGAAAACAAAUGACCUCUGCUCAAAAGUGCAAGGUCUGCACUUACACUAUCAGUGUCAUUCAUCACCCUGGCUAAUAAAUCAUCAUUGAGUGUAUGAGAACUCUGGACUCAAAACAAAGAUGAAUUUGCAUUAGAAGUACCCCAGCUUUAAAAGAAAAACAUCUCAAAAUCAUAUAUGAACAUAAAAGGGGGGUCACAGAGGGCAUCGCUCUGUUAGUAUGCUUUUUGACAAGGAUGAAGAAUAAUUCCUUUAACACUUGAGUUUUUUCCUCAUAAGGAAGAAAUCUGCGUUCUCAAAUGUGAGCAUUGCGCAGUUAGCUGCAUUUUUAAAUGAAGGACCUUGAAAAGCAUGACAUCUUUUUUUACGUCUGGAGAGUACAGCGUUCUUGAGAGAUGUCAUAUAGUGGACAGAGACAUGAAAAUUGCCCAUGAGAGCCAAAUCAGAAGAGAGGCAACUUGGGAGUCGCAGGGUCAAGCUGGAACAACACUCCAAAGCUAUUAUCCAUUAGCAUUAGCCUUAUUUAGGCCUGGCAACAAGAGAGCUCCUCCUGAGCUACAGAAAUGAGGCUGGAUGCAUCACUGCUCCAGAACAUCCAUCAGCCCUUCUGCACAAUCUCAUCAGAGAGAAUCCAACACCAAUGAGCCUUUACUACACAAACAGGCUGCACCCACUCCUCACCAGCAGCUCCCACAGAGAGAAUCAAUCAACCGGCAUCCAUUCAGGCCUUGUUGUCUCCAUAUGAGGCUGGGUAAGCAUCUAUGGAGACCUAAAUGAUGUCAAGCAUGACAUGUCACCCAGUCGUAGGAGCACAAACAGACAGAGGUAACGUUUACAUCUUUCAUCUGCGGUCCACUGUUGUUAAUAUCACAGCCCUUAAGUUGACUUGGAUAACACACACUCAGCACAGAAGGAUUUACAUCUGUUGUUUGUCCUGCGGAGUGGAGAUGGGUUUGUGUGUAUGUACACAGUGAGCAGUUAUGAGGUCAGCUGCAGUUCGGCUGGCUAAAAGGGAUCCAAACAAAAGGUCACAUUUCACUCUCACGGCUGUAGAAAAGGAUCAUCAUGACUCGAGUCAAGACAGAGACGAGGCUUUACGGAGGUCCCUUAACUUCCUCAUGUGAUAAUCUAAAACAUAACACUCCCACAGACAGAAUACGCAAAUGCCCAAGAACCCUUGUUUCGUAGUUGUAAGCAAAGGUAGGAAGCUGCUUGGACAGUGGGAAAAGGACAACUGGGAAUUUCAAAUCGUUGAAGGAAAAAACACCGGACCUUCCAGAAAUACUUGUAGAUUUGUCUAUAAACACAAACAAAAAUAACGUGGAGGUCAGGAAGUCCAGGAAGAAAAGCAGAUUAGAGAUCAUUAAGUGUCUGGAUAAUUAAAGAUGAAUCAAAAAGUCCCUUAUCACACCAAAUCUCAGCAUCUAACAGCCUGGCGUGCCAAGGUGAAAUUAAGAGAUGCUAAUCACACUGGUAGUGUUUGGUGAUUGUGUUGAAUUUCCCUCAGGCUUAAAUCGUCGCAACUUUGAAGACUAAUAUUAGCUUUUACUUUGAUAAAAAAAAAUCCCCCCUGAUCCACAAAACCAAACAACUUCAACAGAAGACUAUUAAUAUGAACAAAUACAAACUCUCUCUGUGGUGUAUCUGUGCUGCCAAAACCACUUGACGACACAAAGGCUCUGCUGCGUAGCACAGUAAGGAAAUGCACCUGCUCACACCUCAUGUGAGCAGGUAGAUUAGUGUGUGAAUAGGAGGUCCAAGAGGCCUGAGGGUUCUCAGUCUUCCUAAUGGGCGAACUGGUGCAGUUUUAACAGCCCUCUUCACACCAGCAUGCUCUUCCCAAUCCUCCAUUUAUCUCUUUCCCUUUCCUGCUGGGAGGUUUUGUCUUGCGUAAGACUGUGAUGCUUUGACUCUGACUGGGGAGGAUUUCCUCAAGGCUACAGAAGCUACUUUCACACACACAAUUAGUGCAGCGCUGGUAAUCACUCAAAAAGUGCUUGGACACAAAAACAUGUUUGGUUUUCGUGUUUUGUGAGUGUCCUUCACAUAUUUAUUUAUCUUAUGCAACUAAUAGAUCCCUGCAGAAAUGUGAUAGAUUAAGGGGAAACUCAUCAGUGCUGAUAUAGUUUGAAUUUCCCUUCAGGGAUAGAUAAAGUUAUUCUUAUUCUUAUAGAGUAUGACAGCAUUGGGACUUUUUUACUUUGUGUAUCACUCCACCUCCGUUGUGCUGAAUAAUUUGCAUUACAGUAAGUUUUUGCAGAGGUCACUGAAGCAAAAUCUUGUUUGAUAGUUGCAUGGAAAACUGAAACUUAUAGAUAAACAUUUAUACAUUACAUACAGUUGCUUCUUUGCAGUAAUGUGUACACAUUUACAAAUCAUAGAUGGAGCACAGUAAACAAAAAUACUGAGAAAAAUGUCACCCUGUAGUUGCUUAUUACUUUGUCAUCACCUUGUUUAUCUUACUCAUUUGCAGACUGGCUUUGGAAACUUGAUUCUGAUUGGACAAAACCCUUUGACAACCCCUUGACAACAGUUAUUAAUUCUGAAUAACAAAAUCCAGAUCAGAUUAAAGAGACAGCAGCUUAAACAAAGCGUUUCAGACAGAGGCUGAAACAAUGGUAAUGGUAAACACAAGGCUUUUUUUCAUUUGAAAAUCAUGUAAAACUAUUGAAGAAGUACAAGAAAAGAAGUACAGAGUCUGAAAAAAUACAUAACACCCCCUCUUUAAGCUUUAUGUCAAUGAUCAAUCUACAACAUGCAGAUAAGAGUCCAUAAAAUAAGUAUAAAUAAACCAUCGGUUCGAUUCCCCCCUAAUCCAAGUCUGUCCGUUGUGUCCUUGGGCAAGACACUUAACCCACCUUGCUCCCAGUGUGUGUCCUCCACUGGUGUAUGAUUGUGAGUGUUGUGUGGUGGUGGUCGGAGAGGCCGUAGGCACAGAAUGGCAGCCACGUUUCCACCACCACCAAAGUGUUGAACUGUGUGAGCGAAUGAAUGAUGUAUCCAAUGUAAAGCGCUUUGAGGGUCUCUGAUAAAGCGCUAUAUGAAAUCUGAUGCAUUAUUAUUAUUAUUAUAAGAGUCCAUAAAAUCAGUAUGAAUAAACCAUCUUUAACUCAACACACUGUGCCAACUUUUUUGGAUCUUAAAGUCACUGUAAGGAACUUUUGGUUUGUGUCAAUUUUUGGUGUCAAAUCGGAUUUUGUUGAACUGUUCUUGACAUGCUAAAGUGGUGGUGUCAGACCAAAAAUCUAAGCCAAACUUGAUGUCAAUAUUUUAUGUGAAAACUGUAAAAUCAGAGUUUUUUUGCUUCCUGGUUGACACCACCCUGUCACCUAGUUUAAGGCAUUAAAGGUUACAGUACAGAAAUUGUCAAUCUUGUUGCUAAUGAUCUUGAUUUCUUUUAUAUAUCAUCAAAAGGCAUCUGCACAACUGUUGCAGCAAAUGACGUGAUAUAGCUAGGAGUGACAGAUGUACCAAUGCCUAUCCCUGCUGACUCUCAAUGUGUCAGAGGUGGAGCUUGUUCUGUUGGGAUCAAUAUCAAGUAUUGAAGGGGAGGUCCCUGUCUGUUGGGGAGGCAGGAAUGCGCUGCUGUUUUUCUGGCACACUGGCACACAGACAGCUGUACACAAACGGCCUCAGAUCACCUCGACUUGUUUUACGCACUUCAGCCCGAGCAGAAACCUUUAAACCCUGGUGUUAUUGAGCUGUAAAUUACACCGCAGGCGUUGAUGAUGUCAUGAUACUGCUGACCAGACGUCUCUUCAAUAGCUUCACUCAGAUGUAGUGACACUAACAUCACAUCGGGACGUGCUGUCGGUGACCCAAGUGUGUUGUUAGUUGUGCCUUAAGGGUAGAGGUGUGCUGACAUAGCGGUGUUUUGUCAACAGUGUAACAAGAGGGUGGCUGGAAAGUUCCACAGCAGAGGAGGGCUCAUAUUAGAAGGAUACACUUGAUAUCAGGGUCUGCAUCUCCUUAUUAAAGUCAGCUGAAGGUUCAAACAGAGAGAAAACAGACAUGUUACAAAGGUAAUUUACGAUACCUUUUAGGGCUUCCACAGCAGAUGCCAGAAGACACUUACUAAAUGCCAUGUUGAUUGUAUAAUUCAGAGAACUUCUCUUUUGUUUUUAUCAGCAGGCUGUCAAAACAAUUUGCUGCAUAUUCUCUAUUUUAAAACACCUAAUCCAAUUUAUAAUCCUUGGCAUUUGCGCAAACAGUUUACUGGCAACUCUCCUCAUACCCUGAGCACCCAGACAUGUUAUUCGAUCAUUUUGGCAGAAACAUUUAGUCCCUAAAACUUUGGGACUAAAAGGCGCUACCAAGUUAAAACAGGACAGCAGGGUGCUGUGAGACAACCGAACCACCCCUUGCCUCUCUAAUUGUGGCAGUAGGUGAUUUCUCCUUGGAGGGUUGACAUCCUUAGAUGCCUCAGAUCUGUUGGCAGCGCACAUCAAAAGGCUUAUUGAUUGGCUGGACAGAUUGGGGCAUAGAGAUCAAAUGUGCUGUAAAGAAGUGUUGAACUGCCCUGCAUUAAACGGAACAGAUUUCCUGACUAAAAGGAGCCAUCUGUUAGUGCUGUAGUUGAUUUCCAGUUGCACUAGUCCAGGUUGAAACUAGCAUAACGGCCAGAACAGGCUCAAGUUAGUCCUAGGAUACGGUUCUUUAAAUGGAGACAAUGUUUAUUUUGGUAACACUUUAUUUGACGCCUAUCUUUGUAAAGCAUUGGAGAAAUAUUUAUAAUAUAAUAUAAUAUUUAUAAUAUUAUAACAGCAGUUGAAUUGCAUUAUCUAUGUGGGCAUUGUCAGUGAGUUGUUAACCAUUAUAACACAUUAUAAUACCUGACCUUGUAAGUCAUGAUAAAAUGCUUUAUAAUGUGUUGUGAUUAUUGCUAUAAAGCAUUAUGAUCAUUUCUGAGUGUUUAUCGGUACAUAGUGCUAUGAUGUGGCUAUAACGCAUUAUACAUCUAUUUGUAAUGCAUAAUAGUGAUAGUUGUCAAAUAAAGUGUCACCUUUAUUUUUUAGUAAAUGUAAGCACUUCUGUGAAAAUAUGACUUUUUCGGUCACUUUCAUGUGACUUUUUACCCAUAUCAUCAAGUCCAGUCUCCUUUCCAGUGAAAAUGAACCCUAAACACAGACUGACAUUUAGCAGAGGGGAAUUUAAUUAGAGAAGCUCUUUGAUCCCUGUUUUAUGGAUGGGUGAAACAUCAAUUUCUAUGUGUUUUGGAAAUAGAUAAGUAUCAACAGAAUGUUGUGUGACUGUUGGCCGGCAGUUUGACCAAGAGUGUUUUGAGUCACAUGCUUACAUUUAAAAACGAGAGAGCCAAGUGGCACACCCCUGAUUGGAUUAUUUUAUUAGCUUUUUGAGUUACAACAUUUCAAACAUCUUGUAUAAAUCUUUUACUUAUGGGCAAUGAGCUUUGCUGGGAACAAACAUCAAUCUGCCAUUGAACUAAACAAUUGCAUCAGAUAAUGUCUCGUAAAUAGAAACUUUCCCCCCCAGAAGUUCCAAGUCCAAUAAUACUGCCAUGCCUCAAUAUUUUCCAAUCAAAAUGUUAUUUUUUAGUUUGGAUGCCAGCUGAAAAGCAGUAUAACAAUCAGAAACCAGCUUUACCAAACACUGUCACAGAGAAAAAUGAUGUCCCAUAAGCUAAGAUGAGGCAGUGGAGGGCCAAAUUCUGUUUCCAUGGCUGUGUUUACUCGAGAGCAAAGCAGUAAAAGAGCCCCUCUGAGUAUUGAUUGUGGUGGCCAGACGUAAUUAAUGAAUAUCGCUAAACUUGCCUUUUACAACCCCAUUUCCAAAAAGCCAGGAUGCUUGAUGGUACCCUCUCAGCUGCCUGUGGGCUCCCAGACAUCCCCAUACCAACAUUGGUGCUGGUUUAUGAACUGUGUCCUUAUAAUAACCCAAACAGUUCCUUGUCUCUUCAGAGCACAAAAUGCUGCAUUCACAAAUCCCAAAAAGGCCGCCAUCUUUUGAUUUGUCAGACAACAGGACAGUUUUACCACCUCACCUUCGUCCAUUGAACACACAAAACUUUUCUAUGCUUUGGUUAUAAUUCACCAAUAUAGGCCAUUAAAAUGACGAGAUUUAUUGGUGCAUAUAAAGAGUCUACAUCUACAUUUGAUCCAGGUGUGCGUUUUUCUUUAUUCUUCAUCAUUAAGUUCCAAUCCAAGAAUUCUUGCCUGUUUAAGACAGUCCAAAGCUUCACCAGGAAGUGCAACCUGAAACCCAUUCGGAAACAUCAACAAAUGCUCCAUCAAAUAUUUAAGUCUAUGGAUGUUUUGACGUGUAUGAGGUGAGAGCAGGAGCACCAUUACACGAUACACUUCUCCCUUCAAAAGAGAUCAAUGAGGCUCUGGAGGCCAUCACAGCAUCAUAAACCAGUAAGAAACCCUCACAGAAACAUGAAUGAGAGUCAUUUUCAUACUCAGGAUAUAAUAGGAAUAUACAGGAUUAAAGCGCUGUGUGGGGCUGCAUUGAUCUUCAAUGGUGGGAACUUUUUUUUUUUUUGAUAAAGCAAAGCCAUGAGAUGUCUGGGCCUCUUAGUCACACUGCUCACUCAAUAGUCCAUUGUCCCUGCUCUUAAGUGGAACCUCAAACCUAUAAGUCAAAGGUGGGGGCUUACAGAUGAAGUCAUCUCAGCAGGAGAGCUUUUCAGCCAGACACCUUCAUGGUCAGGGAACAGCUUCUGGAUCCUGUUCCCUCACUGUAAAUCCUCUCAGACGAGCUGGUCUGCUGCAGGGGUGAUAAAGGCAAACAAUGCCUGUGCCCAGCAUGAGUUUACAUGUGAUAAAAUGUAUAUGGCAUCAUGAUUUAUUUACUCAGCGGCCUUCAUAUACUGUUUGGAGUUCAUUUUUCUUUCUUUUUUUCAUGAAAGGGGAAGAAAAGUUUUUUCAACUUGCUCUGGUUGAUGUUAGUUCAACAAACAUCGUUGAGUUACAUGUAGGGUACAAUCUCAACUUCAGGGGAUUUGAAUUGGUUUUCAAUGGAAGGAGUUAUGAGUUACAAUCUCAGAUAAAGUGUCUGAACAGCUGGGUGCUUGCACUUGUGAUGAUAUUUUUACUUAAACAUAAUAAGCCAACUUGAAGUUUAAUGGAGCCUCUUCCUCUCUUUACACAGCAUGCAGGGGGGCAACUGUGCGUGAGGUUUCUUACGUUUCUCAGCUUUAAAAAAAAGAUUCUGAAUAGACCUACUAUUAAACAGCUUUUUCUAUAAUCAAAAUGUUCUGCUCUUAUAUUUGGGAUAAGAUAAGUGCAUUUAUGUCUUCGCUGCAAAUCUGGAUCUACCCAUAUUUGCCUUUUUACGCGCCAGAUUUUCGUAAAACGCGGGUUCCACGGCUGAUUUAUGAGUAAGAAAGUGUGUUUGCAUCAACAAACCAUUACCAUGCAGCUGUGGAGUUAUCUCCCGCCCCAUGUUCUCUAUCUUGAAUAAACACGAGAAACGAGCGUGGAGGGCUGGGAGGUCAUAAGUGGAAAAGACGCACCAUGCGCUCUGAUGCGUAAAGAGGCGCACAUCCCCGAACCAAAACGCUCGAUCCUCUCAUAACUUUGUCUUUCUGCUGCCAAAAGUACAUUAUAAGAAUUUUCCUCUUUAAAAGUUACUUUGCAAAUGAUUUUUUUUUUUCGUUAGCCUUUGAGAAAGUUGCUUUAUCUUAAUUUGUGAAUAUUUAACUGGGAUUCAUGGAUCGACAAUUUCAGCAAAACACGUUGAAAAAAGGGGGCUUUUUUUAACAACGACUCAAUCUCCUCCUAUAAUAAUAUCUGCUUAUAAUGAUGUUCUAAGCAAUAGCGGAGGGAGAGUUGAGACUGGGAGUGGGCGGUGUUUACUGACUGACACUGUCUGAAAUGGCACCACACGGCCGUAUAUAAACUGGGAGGGACGUCAAACACCCUUCACUGAGAGUCAGUAUGCGCUGAUGCUCCGUCACAUGCUCGCAUCACUGUUGGCAACACCAGCCUCGCAUCAGCACACCAGACUCACACACACACUCACACACUCUCCUGCCGGCACGAUGGAUGGGCAACAUAAAGACCGCAGACAGACUCACUUGUGGAUAUUGACGUUAUUGAUAUUAGUCUAACCUCAAGCACUGGAUAACUCGGUCUUUGCCAUUUUUUUAUUUCCUCUGGAGACGGAUAGUGGAUCUGGAUCUCUUCCAACAGCCUUCAGAAGACGGAUUAUAUUUAUUUUGAUCUCUUUAUUUGUCAUCACUCCAUUUUCACCACUUGGAAUAGGAGCGUUUUGUUUUUUUCUGGAGGACAACAGAUUUUAAGGAUACGCACAUUAACCCUAAAGGAUGGCCGUUUGGUUCACCUCUUUCCUCGCAAUAGUUAUGACAUUGUUUACUCAGGUAGCUUGAUUUUUAUUUUUUUCAAAUGUGGAAUUGAUUAGCAUGGGAAGGAAAUGUUGCUUUUUUUGGUUGUCCUCACUUUUUGUGUCCUUUUAGGUUCUGGGAUCAGGUGUAUUCGAGAUAGAUCUCCAUCACUUUCAGAAUACUAAAGGUUUGCUGGCGAAUGGACUCAGUUGCAGCGCAUCUGGCUGCAGGACUUAUUUCAGGGUUUGUUUGAAGAACUACCAGACGGUGGUGUCCCCGAGAAAGUGUUUGUUUGGCAAAGUCACCACACCUGUCCUGGGAACGGACUCUUUCACCAUGCAGCAGGACGCCAGGCUACGUCUGCCACUUAACUUCACCUGGCCGGUAAGAGCACCUGUACCACCUGAAACAGCUUUAAAGUAAAAACAACCUGACACAUCAAAUCAACAAAAAAUAAAGACAAGUUGAUGCAGUAUUAGUGACACUUACAUAUACAUUAGGUGGAAUAUAUGUGCUUUACAACGCAAAAAGUUUGGAAAUUUAACUUGUUUGACGUUUUCCACCUUCUGCGUAAUGAAACGACAAAAGUUGCAAAUAUGAAAGUUUUUGUUGAAGUUUCUUAUUUGUCCCCUCAGGGUGCUUUCUCGUUAGUUAUUGAAGCCUGGCAUUCUCCAGCAGCGGACCCACCGGGAGGUAAGCAGACGUACUUUGCCUUAUCACCACGAGAGGGAGACAAAUUUGGCGUAGUUAUAUAGACGGCUUCAUAGCAGUAAAUCUCAUUUUAAGUCAAUAUUCCUCACUCAGCGUGCAGGAAAAAUGCAUCUGGCUUUUUCAGCGUCAUGAAUUCGUGUUUGUUAGGAUGCCUUGUGACUCACACGACAAUUCCUUUCAAUCAAGUCUCUCCAACACAAUCGCACUUCCCUUGUUUUAUUUUGGGAGUGCAUGGGAAAGUGUGCAGGCUCAAGUACGAAUAUGAAGUCUUGCCAAAAUUCCCAUGACAGCCUUUUCCUGUAUUUUACACCUUUUUUUGUUUGGUCCUUCAUAACAAGGGAAUAACAGUCACAUGUGAAAGGAAGAGGAAAGAUUUUGAAUUGUGGGAAUGGUUCGAUUUAUCAAGUAGGCUACACCACAAACUGUGUUCAUAUUUCUAAUUCUCUGUUCUGUUCUCCACAGAGACCACCGACCCUAAAUUCUUGAUCAGUUCUUUUGACAUUCAAAAACAGUUGGGAAUAGGGCCUACAUGGUCCCAGGAAGUGCAGAGCAGGACGCAGACGGAGCUCAACUACUCAUACCGGUUCAUCUGCAAUGAUAAUUACUACGGGGACACUUGUUCCAAAAUAUGCACUCCAAGAGACGACCAUUUUGGCCACUACACCUGCAAGCCUGACGGGCAAAUAGCCUGUCUACCAGGAUGGAAGGGAGAAUACUGCCAAGAACGUAAGCAAGAGUGAAGACACCAUAUGGACACUUUUCUUUGUUUAUGAUAAAAGGUCACAAGUCAGAGUUGAGCUGUAACUUUAACCCAAAACAGGCUUAAAAUUAAACUACAAGGCACAGACCUUGACCUUUAGUGGUGCAUAUAAAAGAAAUAGCUAAAAGAGCUUGAACAUACCGUUUUUGUACGUCUGAGGCCUAGAUUCAAGAAUACUGACCUUUUUUGAGUCUUAAAAGUCUAAAUUAUGAGUUUACCUGCUACAUGAUAACAGGUGUGUGUUUUUGGACGGAAAGCAUUCAAGCAAAAUGAGAAGGUGAAGCUGAAGUGAAAUUUGACGACCCGAGGCCCACUUGGCGCACCUUUUCUCUGGGCGCGUGCGGUUUAAUCCAGGGCGGUGGUCGCCCAGCAGCGCGCGCCGGGGUUAAUCGCAGCAUUAUCGCCCGCCACGCGCCACUAAAUUGCGGGCUCUAUUGUUGAGACGGUGUAGGGCAGCAGCUGCAAACAGGGCUCAUACUGCCCACCGCUAACAAUGGGGCAGCUGUCCUGCUUUUUGUGGGAACGAGCAUCUGCUGUGCAGUAACCAGCCGUUUAACACUAUAAAACCAUGAAAAAUCAAUGAGGCAUACAGCACAGGGCAGAUUAUCUCUCCUUGAACUGGUCAGGUAACAGGUUUAAUAGUGCAAAAGGAAACAUUUAAUAGCGAAAAUUGUUUAUUUAAAGUCUGUUUUGUGAACUAAAUUGUAUGUGUGUAGCAUUAAAUAUCAUUUCCUUGUUUGUUUCCUUAUAGCUGUCUGUCUUGAAGGAUGCAACGAAAGAAAUGGAAACUGCACCUUACCUGGAGAGUGCAAGUGAGUAUUCUCAUAAUUUUAAGAUUGUUGUACUCUUCUAAUGGUCUUUUUUGGCAUUAAACUGUUUUUUUUCUGUCAACUGGUAAAAGACGAUCCACAAACUUUAAUAAUGUAAUGAAUUUACAGAAUUUCCACUUAAGAAAGUACUUCUGAUUCUUAUAGAUAUCUUUAUAGAGCAACAGUUAAAACUUUGCAACAAUUGAUGCCAUCUUUACCUCUACCAAAAAGAUGCUGUAUUUUACUUCUUGUUGCACCCGUUUCAAAACACAUGUGGACGUUAUCCUGCCAUGUUGUAGCAUAGUCUACAAAAUAUGAUAAUGUGUAAAUAAUGUCUUUUCAAUCCCCCCCCUAAUGAAUUUGCUUCAGAAGCAGCCAGUGUAUUUUCAGAGUGUUUUUGCGUUUAUGAACCACCAGUCAUGUUGUUCUGUUUUAUGUGUGAACAGGUGCAGAGAGGGCUGGCAGGGCCUCUUUUGUGAUGUGUGUAAACUCCAUCCAUCCUGUAAACAUGGUACCUGUAAAGAGCCGUGGCAGUGCACCUGCAAGGAGGGCUGGGGAGGCAUCUUUUGUGACCAAGGUGUGUGAAUAUAUCAGUCUCUGAUCUACAUGAACCAAAAAAAAAGGGGAAACAGAAUGACAUUUUUAAACUAAUGUUUCCCCAAUGUUUACAGAUUUAAACUACUGCACUCACCAUAAACCCUGUGCCAACGGGGCCACAUGUCUGAACACGGGCCAGGGCAGCUACACUUGCACCUGCCUGCCAGGCUUCACCGGGGUCAACUGUGACAUGGAGGUCAGGGAGUGUGACAGCCAGCCCUGUGGUAACGGAGGCCUCUGCCUGGUGAGUCCGGAAGUCUCUCUCUCUCCUUUCCCACAACACAGGCUUUCCUGUUUUUGUUUUUGCCUCAGUCUAUCUGCUCCUCCAGGAGGAUGCUAUCGAUUGUCAAGUCAGUGGAUGACCCAGUUCACAGGGCGUACACUGUAAAUAGAACUCAGACGGAUGAUAAUAGGACAGUUUUGUACAGGAUGUGAUUUUUAAAAAACAAAAUGUGACAGGGAGCUUUUUUAAUAAACUUUGCGUUUCGUCCCUGCAGGAGUCCGAGGGUGGCUAUGAGUGUGUGUGCACACAGUGGUUUGAAGGGAGACACUGUGAACAGAAGAUCCUCACCUGUGCAGAUAAACCCUGCUUUCAUGGUGGCAAGUGCAGAGACAGGGCUAAUGGUCAUAGCUACAUGUGUGAGUGCCCUGCAGGAUUCACUGGACUUAACUGUGAGAAGAAAGUGGACAAAUGUACCUCACUACAGUGUGCUAAUGGUAAAGAUGAUCACAAAUAAUUCUUCCCUUUCUGCACAUUGAGGUUUGAAAUUACAGUUGCACAAGAAUGGCCUUUUUAAUGCUGUUUAUUAUAUUGUAGGUGGACAUUGUGUGAUCCGUGAUAACUUCCACCAGUGCAGCUGUCGCUCAGGCUUCACAGGUCUACGAUGUGAAAUCAACACCAACGAGUGUGCGAGGAACCCAUGCGCAAACGGCUCCACCUGCGUUGACGGCAUCAAUGACUACACCUGUAUCUGUCCCCCUGGGUUCUCAGGCCACCACUGUGACAAGCCAACAGACCGCUGUGCCUCCAAACCCUGCCUGAAUGGUGGGACCUGCACCAUCACAGCAAAAGGCCCACCAUCCUGCAUCUGCCCGGCUCCUUACAGCGGCCCCCAGUGCCAGUCCAACGACGUGCCUUCACCUGACAAGUUAAACUUGGUGGCCAUAAGUCUUGGAGUUGGUCUGGUGGCAGGUUUAAUGCUUUUCUGCAUGGUGGUGUUGGUAAAGUGUCACAUGAGGAAGCAGAGGAAAAAGAAACAGGACUUAGAGACCAUGAACAACCUCUCCAAGAGUGACUUUCAGAAAGAGAACCUCAUCUCAACUUUAGAGCUCAAGAACAACAAUAAAAUGAUCGAUUUGGAGGUGGAGUGUCCCAAAGAAAAGUCAAAUCACAAACACAUCAACCACUACUGCUCGGACUACAAAUCCUCGGGAUACAAGGAUGAACUGUCACUUUUGGACAAAGAUGAAAGCUGUGAAAAGAAGUUAGAGGAUAAAAAGCAUUUGAGCAGAAUGUACAGGUAUGCAGACAUUAUAUUACAGUUAUAAAUAAAGAUUUGAAUUUCUGCAUGCCCCAUAAUAAAUAUGAUGCAUCUUUUUUUCCACAGUGAACGGCCAGAGUGCAGAAUAUCAACAAUAUAUUCUUCCAGAGAUUCAAUGUACCAGUCUGUCAUUGUAUUAGCAGAAGAGAAAAAUGAAUGCAUCAUUGCAACAGAGGUAAGCUCUUUUCUCAGAUCAGUACAUUUUCACUUCUCUUUAUAGUAAAGCGCUUUAUACUUCAUCAGUAAAAUAGUUAUCACUCAGAUUAUUUAGUUAUUGAACCUUUUUUGUUCAUUUCUGUUUCAGGUAUAA